AUGGUUUCCAUCAAGUCCUUCCUCGCCACCGCCCUUGCGGCCCUCCCCCUCUCAUCCGCCUACAUCACCAACAUCGCGGCUCCCGCCUCGGCCAAAGCCGGCUCGACCGUCACCGUGACGCUCACAGCCGCCAUCUACAUCCAGAACUGGGAUGACUUCGGCAUCGUGUGGGGUCUAGCGCCCGAGGCCUGGGACUGCGGCGACAUUGUCUGCAUCGGCCGGCGCGUCGCCUACACCUCGCUGUUCCCCGACAACGAGCCGCAGCCCGGCAAGUUCACCAUCGACGUGCCUAUCCCGGAGUCCUUCACCGCUGGUGACUACAAGCUCGUUGCUGCGAUCCCGUAUCUCGUCGGCGCUUCUGGCAUGACCCAGAUCCAGAGCCACAGUGCCAACAUCACCAUUGAGGCUGCUUAA
Daldinia childiae is the source of this 414-nucleotide messenger RNA. RefSeq lists its product as uncharacterized. The record is from RefSeq and is a predicted model, not a curated record. The transcript is spliced from 2 exons. The coding region runs from base 1 to 414 and encodes 137 amino acids. NCBI's taxonomy places the organism in Eukaryota, Fungi, Ascomycota, Sordariomycetes, Xylariales, Hypoxylaceae.